Ornithodoros turicata is the source of this 975-nucleotide messenger RNA. RefSeq names its product BEN domain-containing protein 5-like. The transcript has 5 exons. NCBI's taxonomy places the organism in Eukaryota, Metazoa, Arthropoda, Arachnida, Ixodida, Argasidae. The coding region runs from base 235 to 975 and encodes 246 amino acids. Gene Ontology annotation, biological process: negative regulation of DNA-templated transcription. The record is from RefSeq and is a predicted model, not a curated record. Gene Ontology annotation, molecular function: DNA binding.
GCUCUCGGCUACCUUGUGAAUUUUUCUUCGAAAUAAUCGGUCAACGGAGUUAGAAUUAUUACUUCGUUUUUUUAUUUUUGAAUAAUAAGUCGUUUUAUAUUUUUUUGGGGGGUAGCAAUUACACAAUAUUAAAGAAAGCUGAGACAGGAAAAACCAUCCUCCGUUAGCAGUAUUCUGCAUCACUCUCUGGCAACGUUGAUAGCAUUGUGUUUUUUGUUUCAUUGCCCGUAAUGGAUGGCAGGUGCGUCUUUGUCUGAAUGUGCACAUGUGUUGUGUCCCGUAGUUUGUGCUAUUUUGUUUUUCGUACACCAUUUACAAGGAACAAUGUACGCUUACGUCCGGUACGUCGAAGACGACGUAAAGGGAAUAAUGCCUGUUUCCCUGAUCAAAAGCUUCAACCCGCAAAGUUGUGACGUCUUUGACCGAAACAUCAAGAAGGCUUUUUGGCAGUCCCAGUCUGGAGCUGUUAAGGGCUUCUACGACGCAAAAGUCUUGCUACUUGGAGAGUCCAAAGAGGCCCUCAUAACGAACAUGCUCAGCAGGCGUAUGGCUAUACCUGAAAUAUUUGAGCCCACAGAUACGGACACGAGUGACGGUGCUGCGUCAGUUGUGAAGCCAAAAGGUCAUGAAAACGGUCAAGGCAAGAAAAUGGAAGCACGAAAGAAGCAAGCACCAAAGCCAGAAACACGCACAUUUAGCAGGAAGGAGGUCCAUGGCAGCAUGGUGAGGUCAGGCGGUCCCAAAAAUGACGCAGACGAGAAAAUGGAAGCAGGAAAGGGACAAACAGAAAAACAAGGAAGACAGAGCAGAAAGGAGGUGCAUGACAGUGAGACAGUGCCAAGAAAGAGGUUUCUGCUUGAAAGGGAGAUGAAGCAAAAAUUGGAAGAGGAAAACCAAAGCCUCAAAAAGGAGCUCACCGCAGAAAGGCAGCUUUGUAGGAAGCUACAAGAGGCGCUGCUCGAAAAGCAUGGUUGA